AUGACUUUAUAUUGCAGUACGUGCUUCCGAUGGUUUCGGCAUCGUUCGAGGGAUCCAAAAACGCAUCAGUGCCGGGUAUUUCAAUUUAGCAACACUGGACAGUAUUUCUGCUACUGCGAUACUGUAAGGACAGUGUUGGUGGAUUGCUCAACAGGCAAGGAAAUAUUCAAUGUUGCAUUGCCGCGCACCCAGCAAAUUGUCUUCUCACCACGGGAUCGUUUAUUGGCAACCUGUGAACCAUAUGUUGUUUAUGUUGCCCCAAAACCGGUUCGUUUUUUUCUUUUUUUUUCGUUUUUAUUUAAAACUUUGACUAUUAUAUUUUUAUUAUGCCUUUUUAUUUUUUUUUUAUUUUUUUACAAAGGAUAA
Messenger RNA from Gongylonema pulchrum, 366 nucleotides. The record is from the annotation of a GenBank genome assembly. Lineage: Eukaryota; Metazoa; Nematoda; Chromadorea; Rhabditida; Gongylonematidae.